AUGGCAGGAACGGGGAGAUCACCAUGUUCACCCACGGGGGCUGGAGAGAGCGGGGGACACCCCGGAGGACGCAAACGGCCCGCUCAGACGGACGAAGCAGAUGAUGAGCGACCUCUGACUUUGUCCACCUUGUUGGCAGCCCUCAAAGAGAACCGGGAAGAAAUCGUUGCUCAGGUUCGUGAGGACAUGGAUGGGCUUAGCAAUCGGGUUACGACAGUGGAGCAUACCAUGGACGCGCAUGUUGCUAACACCACCAAGUUACUGGAAGCCAUGACAGAUCGUCACUGUGCAAUGGAACAGAGCGUGCGACAGGUCGAUGAAAGGCAAUCUUCCGUGCUGCAGCGACUGGAAGUGCUGGAAGGCAAGUUCGCCAGUGCCAACUUCUCUUUGUCAAGCACGAGAACAUCCGACUUCGACGGGGGAAGUUCACGCCCUGCGCUGGUUGUUGGGGGAUGGAGUGCUGACCAGCACCAUGAAGAUACACUUCGCCUUGUGAAGCAACACCUACAGGACCUCGACAUCAAUCUGGACACCAGCAAAGCUUUCGUCCCCGGGCUUCGCCGGGGAUUUGCCCUCGUGCCACUGACCAAAUUGGACGGCGAGAGCGAUGAGGACCAACGCACUCGUGUCCAGGAGGCCUUGAGGACGAUCCGUGCAGCAAAAGUUGUGACAGGGCAGAAGCCGGAAGGGGGGAACCGUUAUUUCUUCGCUGCCCUCAGCCAGAGCCCCGAACGGCGCAAGCGAGCACAAAUGGCCGGGAAAAUCAAGCGGCUGAUCAUCGAGGAAGGCGGGGAUAUCCGCCGCAUCGACGUGGAGUACGGCACAGCAAACCUUUGGUACAACAGUAUCAAGAUUGCUUCCGGGGUCACCACACCUCCCGAGGGCGCGUCCAUUGAGAAAGCAGGCUGGGUUCACUUGGGCGCCUUGGCACGCCAAAUCGGAGCCUCCGAAGAGGCGGAAGUGAUUUGUGACACUGGCAAGUUCCAUGCCACCCUGGAUGAACUGCAGAUGCUAUAUGGCAGAAGAGAAGAAGAUUGGCGGGGGACGGCAAUCGUCCACACGUCAAACCUGCAGCACACCCGGGGAAAGAUCCUUCCAUGCUCCAUUUCUUGCACUUUGACUUCUUCGGAGUUUCGGAUAGGGGUUUUUUCGAUCCACAUACCACACCAUGCCACCCUCUCCACCACUGAACAAAUCCUACAGAGCAUCCACAUUCAGAUGCAGACCCACACUAAAGCAGUCAUCGGAGUAGAUGCGAAUGAAACAUUCUCAGAUGCUCAGCAGAACAGACAGAUCAAGGCUUCCUCUGCAAGAGGGGAGAUGCUUCUUGACUGGUUCGAGCAGCAGGAGUGCCACUUUCCGCAGCAAGCUCUCGAUAAGCCGAGCCAUUUCCCCUACAACCAGCGACUGGAACCACGCCGCCUGGACUAUGUGUUGGCGAAGCGCCUACUGUGUGACCCCGGGGGAGUACUUGCACAACGAGACAUUGCCACCUCCGACCACGAGCCCAUUGCAGUCCCACUGACCAACAUCCAUAUCGCACCGGCCCGAGGGGGAUCAAAACCGGCAGCCUGGUCGGCCCGUACCUUGCGGGACCAUGACGAAGUCGACAACCUCAUGAACUACCACGCCUCGAUCGGGGGAGACCCUGUCUCACAGCUGCAGGCUGCAAGCGGCCCUCCUAGCCCCACCUGGCGACGAACGACGACGACUGUGGAAACUGAACUUUUGGAGAACAGCGAUUGGCGAAAGAACUUGCGGGAGCACUUCGAGAAGAUCUUCUUCCGCCAAAAGCAGAUCGUCGUUACUGUCGCCAUCGGGGAGAUCAUGAAAAAGCUCGAAAGACAGUGCAAGCACACCAAAUGGCUGCCUUUCCAGUUGGAAGACCUCCAGGCUGUCAAAAUCAAGUGGCGAAACGGGAAAUCGUGCGGCCCCGACAUGGUCUCUCACGAGGCCCUCAAAGCUCUCCUCCCCCAUCCGGUGUGGGGGAACCGGCUGGUCGCGAUCUUCAACGACAUGCUCUACACCUGUCGUAUUGUGGAGAGCAUAGAGGCCGGAGCGACCAUCCUAUUGGCGAAAACCAGUCAACCGAAGGAUUGGAGUGAGACGAGACCGAUAACGCUCAGUUCGGUCCUCCUCAAGACUUUUGGCCAGCUACUACUCCAGAGAGGGGGGAACACCAUACAAAGCCCCGCGCGCUUACAGUGGUGCAGGCGCGGCCGACAAGGGAUCGAACUCAUCAUGAUCCUCCGACGCCUAGCUCGUGUAGCUCGUGACUGGGGGAUGGAAUUUUACAUCGCCAAAUUAGACAUCCGCAAGGCCUUUGACUCCAUCUACCAAGAGAGCCUCGCCCAACAUGUGUGCGAAGUGGUGGGGGAACAAGCUAACCUCCCUUGGGAGGCAAGAGCAUGGGUUGCUCUGCUGCACGCGCAAAAGAUCACCAUCGAAGUCGCGGGGGAGAGCAUCCCUAUUCAGCAGAGCAACGGAGUCCGCCAGGGGGCCCCGGAAAGCCCCGUCGCUUUCGGUUCUGUGGUCGCUGUUGACCUUGAUGCUGCCAUCGACGAAGCCAGAUCGUCCAAGCCAGCGGGGGACGAUUGCCCUCCCGAAGACGGGGGAAGCUACAUGGAUGAUAACUACAUCUGGUCAACCAACCGCAAGCACUUCCAGCACAUGCUCACGUCGCUUGGUUCUCGAUUGCCGAAACGGGGGCUUUACAUACACCCUGGCAAGACAGACAUCAUCAGCACCUCGGACAAGCCCGUCAAAUUUCAGGUCGCGGGGGAAGACGUCCUGACGAAGGGACCGAAGCACAUCUUCCAUGUCCUGGGAAGCCCCCUAUCAUUUCAAGGGGGAACGGCAAUGCUACUCGCGGAGGCACAGAGUCGAGCCCGCAAAGCCUUCUGGAGCCACCGAGUCAAGCCCCCCGCCCACACCUCCACCACACGAGCCUCCAGCUCCACAGACAUACACCACCCACAAGACGAUAGCCAGGCGAAGCCGGACAAACCCAGUGACACGCCGGGGGAACGGCCCCCCACAAAACACUCCUACACGGAGGAAGAGUGGUGGCAAUACGACAACGCCCCGCAGGGACCAGACUCAGCCGAGCUGGAAAUCCCCCCCAGCCUACCACACGCCGAGGGCACCACGACCCAGUACCUACCCCUCACUCACGGGUGCUUCGAAGUGCAGAUCACCGCCACACACUACAUUCCCACCCCCAUGACUGCCUCCCCAGGCCUGCCACCUCUCCACCUCACCCACGUGCACCAGACCGGGCCAGUGCUCACUGCCCCACCUUUCACACCCGGCACCCGAGGCAGACUCGCGCCCAUGGGCCCCAACCGGUGGCUUUCAUUCAUCGCAACGGAAGUUCCCCCCUUGGAUGAGUUCUGGCCGCAUAGCAUGUUCCUCGUCACCGGGGAUUCCUUCCAACUUGAGGACACCCCCAAUGGCUGGCAGAUGACGCGCAUCCGGGGGAAAGCAAUGCAGCGAUUAGCUUCGGCCGCAAACCAUGACUAUAUCACGUACUAUGACAUCCAGCAUGAUGUGGACAUAGUGAUUACAUGGUUGAACGGGCACAUGCACGCAAUGGCUACAGCAAUGGAUGGAGACCCUCGCAAUUGGGGGAGCCCUGCAACGACGACGGACGGCUACGAGCAGGGCAUGCAAAACACUGCCGAAGUUCUGGGUCGCAUGGGACGAGCUCUGCAAGGGGUCCAAAUGGAACCUCAAAACAGGGAGCACUGGCUCCUUUUGGUAGAUGUUGCCGUCUACCUGAUGGCUGUUGAGCGGGGGGAAGCAGUCAGCCACCCGGCCGACGUUAUUGCUCAAAGCCGCGGGGUAGUCAGCAGCCACCUCGCCAGGGAAAGGCGAGAACAGCGAGCACGUGGAGUUAUCCUCGAGCUGAGGAACCUUCGUGCCCAGUUGCAGGACUGGCCACAGGAACAGCUUAACGGAGUCCACGGCGCCCUGCUCGACACGUUGGAGGCGAGCUACCUCUCCAACACGGGGGACCUGCACCCAGCCAAUCCUCGGCAGGGGAACCUUGGUGGCUACAAGAGCGCCACCACGGUCUGGGGAAUGUCGCCAGUCACCAGCGACGAAGCCCCACUGAAGACGUUGAAAGUGAGGGGGAAAGCACGGCGGAGCAUCAGCGACGCCGAUUACAUGCGGCGUUCGAUGACCAGAACGGGCCCAUCUGAGCGCCCAACACCUGAGUCUGGCCACUUUCAGAAGCGGGGGAUCAAGUUACUGUUUGCGAAUGAUGGUCAGCAUGUUGCGACCAAGGCGUGUUGCUUCCACUACCCCUGCACACUCCACAACCUUCGCAUUUCGGGGGACCGUGCAAACCCAAAGCUCCAAGCGUAG
Messenger RNA from Symbiodinium sp. CCMP2592, 4371 nucleotides. The record is from the annotation of a GenBank genome assembly. NCBI's taxonomy places the organism in Eukaryota, Dinophyceae, Suessiales, Symbiodiniaceae.